UUAAAAGCAAUUCGUUGCAUUACCGUGGACAUCAGUUUCAUACAGUGAGUUGACGAAGCAAGUGUGAUCCAGGUGCCGAGAUCCUAAAUUAGUGAUUUUUAUCAGUGAUAAGUGAUUCUGGUUGAAAGAAAUGGCUUUGGAGCGUCAAGUUCGUGCUAAGAUUGCCGGAAAGCGUGAUUUAGAAAAGGAUAAAGAGGCACAGUACUGGAUCGAAGAAGUCAUGCAGGAAAAAUUCCCUGUCGGCGUUCUGUAUGAAGAUGCCCUGCGGGAUGGUUUCAUCCUGUGCAAACUGAUCAACAAACUGGCACCGGGAUCGGUGUCCAAAAUCAACACCUCUGGUGCGCAGUUUAAAAUGAUGGAAAACAUCAACAUGUUCCAGCAGGCGAUCAAAAAGUACGGUGUUCCUGAUCUUGAUGUUUUCCAGACAGUAGACCUGUACGAAAAGAAGGACAUUGCUCAGGUUACCAGUACAAUUUUUGCGCUUGCACGAGCGUGUUACAAACAUCCAGAAUUCACCGGUCCUUAUCUGGGACCCAAGCCAGCGGACGAAUGUAAACGCAACUUCACCGAGGAACAACUGAACGCUGGCCAAAGCAUCAUCGGACUGCAAGCUGGAACGAACAAGGGAGCAACCCAGGCCGGCCAAAACAUCGGCGCCGGUCGUAAAAUCAUUCUUGGAAAGUAGACACGUUUUCGCAUUGGUGUUUUUUUUUUGUAUUAAUUUUUCUAUUGGUCGAUUAUUGCUUGCGCAUAUCACACGGAAGAAACAAUAUUGAUAGAAAGAGACUUCCCACUGCGUUAUGGAACGUAUCCAGAUGCAGCAUGAAUGUAUUAAUUUUAAAUCUCAAGUAAACAGUUUUAAAUUUGUUUCGUAUGAUCAUGUACGAUCACAGUACCUACACGUAUUUUGUAAGUUGAUAGAGAUGUUGCGUAUUACACAAAGUAUGGAUUUGGAAAAAUGAACUAUUUAUAUAAAACAAACAAAUAGAAACAGAA
Molecule: messenger RNA, 996 nt
Organism: Malaya genurostris
Lineage: Eukaryota; Metazoa; Arthropoda; Insecta; Diptera; Culicidae
Gene: Mp20
Product: muscle-specific protein 20
Exons: 3
Coding region: 131-685 (184 amino acids)
Molecular function (GO): protein binding
Source: RefSeq, a predicted model, not a curated record